GACGGACUGAGUGUUCCAGGUAUUGAAGAGGUUUGAGGAAAGGAACCUAAGAGACCUCAAACAACAAAAGCAGACAUUACUUUUUUCCCCACACCGGCCCUGCCAGUGUUCGGCUAAGGAUGGUUUGCUCAUAGAUCACAAAGCUUGGGGAGACAGGGCAAAAGCAGAAGUGACUGAGACUGUGGAGGCAAGGAAUAAUGGAGAUGAAGCCACUGACAGAACCUCCGUGGGGUCACGAGAUGUACCUUUCCCUUACUUCAGUGUAACCUCACCAUUUAGACUUUAGCUGCAUCUCGCCCGUGGGCUUGCCUACAGGACCAUGGGUAGCGUCAGCAGUGUCCUCAAUGACAACAGCCUCGGCAGCAAACACUGCAAGGCAUCUCAGCACAGGUUAAAGGAGGGAACAAGCAGCCACAGAAAGAGUGGAGGUUGCAACCUUGACGGGUUACUGAAGUGCGGCUUCACUCAGGGCUCCUCAUCCUCCACUCAUCCCUCCAAAGGCCUCUCCCACUCAAGGUCUGGAAGAAGCGAAGAUUUUUUUUAUAUUAAGGUAAGCAAUAAACCAAGGUCAACGCACCACAGAGAGAGGUCAGCGGAGGGACAGGUAAACAGAAAUGGGAAAUCUGAUGGGCAGAUGCAACCAAAACUGCUGCUCAUGUCUGGAAAUGUGACUGAGAAGACAGCACAUGGAGGAGAGAUAUGGGAUGCAGAAGGAAGGAAAAGAGGACAGAAAGAAGCGAAGACUUCUGCUGAGAAGUCAUCGGUCCGUUCCACUGCCUUCAAGUGCGUAAAUCCCACAAGGACUUCAUCCACAGAGACAGGCCACAACAGCCUGGACCACAUCCUUUGUCCUCUGAAGAAAGCAAGCAAUCCAAAUAUUAGAGACAAGCGGGACACUUCAGGCACUCUGUCCGACUCUGGACGCAACUCCAUGUCUAGCCUUCCCACCCACAGCACCAGCGGCAGCCUAAGUGCUUCCACAGGCCCUGUCAGUCACAGCGAUGGCAGCUCCGCUCCUGCAAAUAGCCUCAGCGAGGGAGUACAACCCAAUUUCCCUCCAUGGGUCAACGGGAAUAGCGCUAACCUUGACUGUAGUUACGGUGCUGAUUUAAACAGCAGUGGGUUGGUAUCUAAGGCUAAUGAGGACGCCAGCUCCCCACUCUCUGCAGAUGAGCCAAGCGCUCUCUCUGAGACUGCAGGUGGGAUUCGGUCUCCCAUAACUACAGAUGAGUCACUGAUUGAACGCUUGGAACAAAAGCUGCUGGAGAGAGAAAGUGAACUACAGGAGCUGCAGGUGAGUUUUGAGGAGAAGGAAACAGACACCUGCCAGCUGUUUGAGGAAAGACAAAGGUACUGUGCUGAAGAGAUGGAAGGGCUGAAGCAGCGAUGCUCCACAAAGCUACGCCAAGCGUCCCAAAUGGCUGCAAAAACACAGCAAGCACUCCAGCUGCAAGUCAGCCAGCUCCAGGCAGAGAAGGAAAGGCUUCAGGAAGACUUCUCUAAGCUAACUCGGGAGAAGGAGCUUAUUGAGCUCAGACUAAAGGCUUAUGAGGCAGAGAGCACACAGCUAGCUCCGACCCUCGAGGAAACUCAGUGGGAGGUGUGCCAAAAGACAGGAGAGAUCUCACUGUUGAAGCAGCAGCUAAGAGAGUGUCAAGCGGAUGUCAGCCACAAGCUGAAUGAGAUAGUCGGCCUCAGGGCAUUGCUGAAGGAAAAAACAGCAAAAAUGGAGAUUCUGGAGAAACAGAACAAAAACCACGAGGACAGUCUUCACUCCCGCACCAUAGACAUUGAGGUGUGCCAAAAUGAACUCCAGCGCAAAAAGAAUGAGGCAGAUCUUCUGAGGGAGAAAGUGGGCAAACUGGAGAAAGACAUUCAAGGAAUGAAACAGGAUCUAGUCACUGCCAAAGAGCAAAGGCUGCAGCACAGUUUGCAAGUCAGAACCCAUUCCCCGUCUCAGACAGAAAGCCAAGGUUCAGAAUCCACAGACCAGGGGCGAGAGGGAGAGAACAAUGAGCACACCUCCACAGAAUCCCUCCAAAGAGAGGUGGACAGACUUAAGCAGCAGCUACGGGAGGAGAAGAAUGCUCAAAAGAGGCUAGCCAGCAGCUUUGAACAGGAGAGGCAGACGUGGAACAAGGAGAAAGACAGAGUUAUAAGGUAUCAGAAACAGCUCCAGAUCAACUACCUGCAGAUGCACAGGAAGAACCACGACCUGGAAAGGAUCCUGAAGGAGCUGACAGCAGAACUGGAGAGCCGGACAGAGCUAAGCAUGGAUGUCGCCUACAGCUCAGGGUUACAAACUUAUGAUGAUGUUAUUGCCACAGAGAUUUGAAAACUGACUGCUUUUUUCAGCCGUAGAAAAUUAUCUGUCUCUGUGUCUCAGGCAACGUCCCAACUGGAGUUCAUUCACUGCUAAUUAGUGUGCUUAAAGAGUUAUUUGACGGAUUAGCUUUUGGUGAUGACAGUGUUAUCACUUGUUUAAAAGUAAAUACUAAAUUAUUUAAUAUUCGGGGGGGAUUGUUUGUUUUUCUGUCUAACAGGAUCACUUAAUGUUCAGCUGACUUAUUUCCUUCAUGAUUAAUGUCUGAUGGCAAUGCACAAUAAGCAUGGUAGCUGCUUAACAUCUGUCUCUCCCAGCAUGACCAAAUGACAAAGAUAUCAUCUACUGUGAGUCUGGGCUUCUUCCUUUUAAUUUGCUUAAUUAAUCCAUCUCACUGUUACGCUCCCACAUUUUGUAUUCGUAAUGGGAUUGAGCAUGGAAUGUAGUUUAAGCAUUUUUUUAUUAGUCAUUUCAAAAACUAUACACAAUUAUAAAUCGUGGCUAUUUUCUAGAGACACCGGUGUAACAAAAGAAAUCCACAAAAUACAUAAUGAAGUCAUGUUAAGCUGCCACGCAUUGUGAGUCUUCUGCAGUAUAAUGAGAGGUCUAUAUACAAACAGACAACAGUGGCACUAAUACAUCUAGCUCUUUAAAGUUCACUUGCGCGAUUAGCAAAUUUACACUGAUAAACUUUGCUGAAAAGAAGUCACAUAGAGUCCUGUUAUCAUGUAUACAUUAGUCCACUGAACACAUAUGUAUUUUUAAAUGCAAUUGUUCAAAUUUGUUUACUACAGCCGAUUCUACAAACACAAGCAGGGAUUAAAAAUGUUCACUGUGCAUCUCUCUGAUAAAAGAAGGACUGUGUAUGUGUGUCUGUUUUUCAUUAUUUUCAGCCGCUGCUUAUCUGGUCUUCUCAUUUGCUGAGGGUAUUUUUGUGGGCCAAAGGAAGCAAUGAUGAGGGCUCCUGCUCCUUUAGUUAAAAGCUGCUUUUUGUUAGGCCUUGGGAGUUUCCUGUUAGGAAACAGGUAAGAGACCUACAACAUUACCUCAUAUGUGGCAGCCACAUGCACGGCAAAUUACUACACCUUAAAGAUCCAAUGGAUGAUCUCCAGUGGCAUCUCAGCCCGCACCCCACCCAUAUUUUUCCAGAACUUAAUGAAGUACAAUAUAGACCUCUAACAGACACCAAGUGUAAACGUUGGCAUCUAUUUUGUGCUCUGUGAGAAGGAGACAGAUUGAAGGGAGCUGGAUAAUCUACAAUAAAAGCAAAUAUUUUAGAAGUUUAAAAAGGGGCGAUUUUCCAGUAAUGUCUAUCUAAACCGUUCAUCUAACUUUGCGAAAAAGUAAGCUGGCGAUGCUCCCACUGGAGGCAAACAAUCCUUCCUAGCUACAGUCCCAGCCAUUUGGCUCUAAUAUUCUGGAGCUAUUCCACUUCCCACAAGGGCAAAGUAGUUUGUGAAGCAAAAGUUUAACUAUUCCACCAAGCUCAACACUAACAUAGACAGACAGUGAGGCAGAAUAUAUGAUUCUGCCUGCAGGUCAGGAAAGAUUUGGAGGCAGACAGACUAAGUGGAAUCUAAGCUGGGUGGCUGUAACCAGUAGGCACUCAAUACAAAGUACUUACUUACUUACUUACUCUAAGCCUAGGCACAGAAACUGGUGAAACAAGGAAAGUAACAAAAGGAUGGUGGACAUUGCAGCUAUGAUAAUGGUUUUAAGAAGAUGCUUGAAACCCCAUUUUCAAAAAUAAAUCAAUCAGCCAAAGAGCAACUUGUAUAUCAUGGACAAAAAUCUUUACUAACUCAUCCUGGGUUAGUAUGAACAUAGCUGAUUAGCAAAGCACAUCAAACAUGUUGCAAAUGGUUGCCUUUUGUGCAUCACAACUUGUAAUUUUGACAAAAUUCUUGUGCUCUAUUUUGAAAUCAAGAUUAUUCAAAAUUGACUUUUGCUUCUACAAAGAUAUUUCAGUGUUUCCAAUGCUGUGAAAUUGAAAUAAAAACAGAACGGCAAUAUUUUCAACUGAACUAAACUAAACUAAAACGUUGGGAGAAUCAGGUCUGAUCAUUGUUCUGAGUUGCCCUUUUUCAAAUGUAGCAGAUAUGAAGACACGCCCUUGGUUUAGGCAAGGGUGACAGCUGGAUAGAGCAUGCAGGAGAAAAAGCGUACUUCCUUUGACUUUAACAGACAUAUACUACCUGCCUGAUUCUCAUGUAGAAGCAUUAGGACCUUGCAGGUAAAAGACUGUUUAAUCUUCAGUCUGACUGCGUUUUCUCGUGCUUUUUUGCUGUGUAAUGUCUAGAAAAGUUCAGCACUCCAGUGCUUUUGUCUGAGCUGUUUCUAUUUGGAAACUGAGGAGGCAAACUGAUGUAGUGUUGAAAGCACAGGGUUUUUUCCAUUUAGGCUUUAGAUCAAUGAAUUUCCUUGCUCAACAGUUUGGGAGCCUGGUUUAUUGGCUUUUAUUCCAUAAUGCACCAAAUGUUUUUAGUGGCUGACUGUCUGGUUUGUAGACAGGCUAAUUUAGCCCCUGUAUUCUUUUACUAUGGAGCCAUGCUGUUGUAAUACAUGCAGAAAGGUUUAGCGCUGUCUCACAGAUGUUGUCUGGCUGGCACCAUGGAAGAGUUUAAACUCGCAUUUCUGGAUGAAGCCACAAUUGUGCUCAUUGAUGAUGGUUUCUGGAAUUGCUCUUUGUCCUUGUAGUAAUUUUCUAUUACAGAAUUGUGUCCAUAUUCAUGUCUGAAGAUCAUGGCCAGUAAAUAGAGGUUUUCUUCCUGUUCCCGCGCUUACAAGCAUUGAUCCACCAUCUCUGGAACUUUUAAUCUGAUACAUUAAUAAUGUAGAAGUCUCAUAAGGUCACAAAAACCUGUGGGUUUUCUUGGGUUUAAAGGGUUAAAUUAACUCUUUAAAUAUGAAGCAGAAGUCCCACUGCCCCAAUAUUUAUUAUGUAACACAUCUAUAGUUUAGGCUGAAAAUCCAUGCUUUAAAUAUGAUUCUGGUUUUUGACAGUAAUUUAUGAAGCCCUGCUACGUAGCAAAGGCACUGAGGAGCCACUCAAUAAGCAUGGUUGAGAUGUCUGAGGAGUACUAUGCUCGCUAGGUGCUUUCAGUGGCUAGCCCUGUAUCUGACAGCUCUUCUUUUUCUCAGCCUGACAGCAUGGAGACAGGUGGAUCAGCAUAGUGUACAAAAGCUUUUUCACACCCCCAGGCUGGUGUAGGGGUAAGGGACAGCCACUGCAAGGUCAGUAGGAGUUGCAGAGAGGCCCAAUACUGCAUUCUGGUUUGCAUCACGACAGCACAUUACAUCAGAUGUGAGCUGGAUUUUUUCUUUCUUUCUUUGUUAUACACACACUGGCUGCUUCUUUGGAAACCGGUUUAGUGAGACUAAUUUUGCCAGAAAACAGAUUAAAGAGCUUUCUCCAUCUCCCAAAGAAGCAGCACCAAUUCCCAUUAUGCCUGUUUUUAAUCAUUACUACAACUAUCUUUUAAUAUGUUUCUCAACUGAAUUGCAUGAGGGUGGAUUUGAUGAGCAAUUGCUAGAAUUAAACUCAUAAAUAAAUAUGAGUGUCAGUUCUUCACUAUCAUUCUCCAUUCCUGUUGGACUUAAAUAAUAGGAAGAUUGUUUCCCUCUCCCAUCUAAUCAGCUAAUUUCGGCCUUUUGAUACCACUUCCUUCCUUUCACAACAGCUCGUUGUGUCUCAGCUUCUGUCAUAAAUGAGCUGAUGAGACCAAAUCAGAACUGAAAUCAAAUUAAGGCCCAUUGUCAGUGGCUUCGUCACCAACGUGAAUGGAGGACCACACUGAAGAGAUAACAAGAAACUCAGAGUCGCUGGUGAAAGAAAAUAACAGAGCUGGGGUGGGUGGCGGAUUUCUUCCUCAAAAUAACCACAUACAAAACAUCAACUAUAUUUACACAAUUGCAAUAAAAAAAUGCAAUGUUUUUCCUGUGAUUUUGAAACGUAGCCAUUUUAAUGUGUUUUAACUGAUAAUUAACUGAAAAAUAUAUUGCAUGCAUACAUAUUUAUUGUGGGCUUUUAAUAAUUUUACAAAUAUCGACCUCUGUCAGCUGUAUCAUCUACUGAACAGGGGUUUUCAGGGAGGAUCCGAUCUCUUUUUAUAGACUCAGCUGAACAUACAGAGUUCUGGUCUAGCAGAUGUCUGAGUAUGACUGAACAGCAGUUAGACAGCCAUCAGUAGACUGGGUGAUAAUUUAGCCCUACCCUGCAGUGACAUGAUAAUAAUGCACUCAUAUCCUGCUGUGUUUCUUCUGAUCGGCUGAUAGUCAAGCACAAAAGGGCCUGAAUUCAUUAAUAACACAGAGGAGCUUUUUCAGACCUGUUCAACAUGCAAAGCGAGGCUCUUUGGUUACAUUUUUAAAGCAAACAUGUGAAUUAAAAUUCACACCUGAACUACCGAGGAGGGAAAAAUGUACUCCUAUGACUCUGAAGCACUGCAUUUCACGGUCCAAACCUGACUUUCAAAAAUAUAAUAAAUAUUCCAUACUGGUAAAUAAUAGAAGAGUCAAUAACACCGUAUCAGUUUCUGCCUUGGCCUCAUUACUCAUUACACACUCACAUACUCAAAUGUGCUCCAUCCGAACUAUACCCCUAAGCAAUUAGUUGCUCUAAACUAUCAGGAGGCCAGUUAUUCAGGCAACUAUUUCAUAUUUUUAUUGGUUUAUUCAGGGCCCUGCAUGCAGACCAAGCUAUAACAAACACAGGCUCUGCAAAUCCCCAAGCCUCGUGCAGUCAGAAAAGUAAUUGGGGAGGGAGUCCCAAAGGGUCCUCACAUACUGCUGAAGCCUUUGCUACCGACAUGUUGAAAUGGCAGCUGAGGUAGAUAGGUUUAUGAGUGUUUAUGAGGAAGCGUUACUGUGUGUGUGUAAAGGAUAUAUACAGUAAGUAGAAGAGGUGGCUUGAAUAUUUUGUGUGAACAGGCCUGGAGUCUUUAGACACUCACUCGUUGGCUGGGAAACCAUCUGGUCCCCCAACCCCCCAGCAAGGUUGCCCAUGGUUAUAAAUGUCUGUGGCAAUGUCAAAUUCUGUUCGUGAGGAUGGGGGUGGGUGGUGGGCGGGCUGUAUGGAUUCCAAUUUAAGCCCCUGCUGCUCAAAAUUACUUAAUUAAUUCUAUCUCUCACACAGAGAGAGAAACUUCCUUUGUAAGUAAUUCUACCAUUCAUCACCAUCCGGCUCUUUUAUUCCAAGGCUUUGCCUAUUAUCAGCUUGUGAAAUAGGCAGGAACAGUCAAAUGUAGGAUUUAAAAUAAGGCCCAUUAGUGAAUCCAUAACAUUAAAUAGGCAAAAACUGUGAAAAUGAAUUGACACAAAUGUCCUAAUCAUAAGGUAGGCUUAAAAAUGCAUUCAAAUGUUUUCUCUAUCAAACAUAUCACAGGAAGAUUCAUAGUUCCCCAGCUAUGUCAAAUAAUGCGUGUGUGUAUGGUUUUGUUUUUAUUAUUGUUUAAUUAAAAAUGAAAUACCACAA
Pundamilia nyererei is the source of this 7796-nucleotide messenger RNA. RefSeq names its product leucine zipper, putative tumor suppressor 1 (gene lzts1). Gene Ontology annotation, biological process: regulation of dendrite morphogenesis; regulation of synaptic plasticity. The transcript has 10 exons. The coding region runs from base 320 to 2335 and encodes 671 amino acids. NCBI's taxonomy places the organism in Eukaryota, Metazoa, Chordata, Actinopteri, Cichliformes, Cichlidae. The record is from RefSeq and is a predicted model, not a curated record. Gene Ontology annotation, cellular component: dendritic spine.